Messenger RNA from Passer domesticus (house sparrow), 2805 nucleotides. RefSeq lists its product as uncharacterized. The record is from RefSeq and is a predicted model, not a curated record. Lineage: Eukaryota; Metazoa; Chordata; Aves; Passeriformes; Passeridae. The transcript has 28 exons. Bases 106 to 2586 code for a protein of 826 amino acids.
CUUGCUCUGUGCCUCCUACUCCUGCUGCUCCUGGCUGUGGCCCUGCCUGCCAGGGCUGCCCAGGCUGCUCCGCUGCAAGCGCGGCGAGCAGACUGGAAUAGUGACAUGGGUUUUCAGGAAGUCCUGAUGAAGGAUGGUUUGAAGUUCCUGGAGGAUGCUGGAGCUGAACCUGCUGGUGAAGGCCCCACAUCCAGGACUGAGGCUCUGGGAGAUGCUGAGGGUGUGUCUACAGGGAGGAGAUUCAUCCGUACGUUGGUGGUUAUUGCCAACAAGACCAGUCUGCAUGGCAGGGUUCCUCCAAAGAGGAAGAUGCAAGACACAACAGAGAAGAUAUCCCUGGAACCAUCCAAACAGAUGAGGCAAGUGCUGAAGAAAAUGCUGCAGGGAGGAAAAGAAAUGAAAGGAGAGCCUGUGCAGAUGGAAGCAUUUCCCGGAGGAAGCAGUGGUUCUGUGCCAACAUCUGUUGAAGGAAGGGAGGCGACGCCAGGCACAGGCACAGGAGAUGAGGUUGCUUCUCCAUCAGCUUGGAUGAAUAAAGAUUUGAAGCCCUUGGAGCCUCCUGCAGAUGUGUCUCCAGGGAGGACUUCUCCAGCUCCUACCUUGGAUUUUGCACUCAAGCCCAGCUCCCAUCACAGUGGGAAAGUCCAAUAUACAACAGAUAAGAUGUCCCUGCAACCAUCCAAACAGAUGAGGCAAGACCUGAAGGAACCCCUGCAGACAAGAGAAGAGAUGGACAUAGUGCUUCAGUGGAAGGUGGCAAUUCCUGAAGGAAGCACUCCAUCUUCAAUGCGAGCCCCGGCUGCAGGAAGGAAGGCAAAGCCAGACACGGACACAGGCACAGCAGACUGGGAUGCUGGGACGGUUCCUCCAUUAGCCUGGCGCUCUGAAGUUGUGAAGCCCUCUGGGCAUUCUGCAGCCGUGUCUGAAGGGACAACUCCACCAACUCCUACCUUGGAUGCUGCACAAAAAGCCAGCUCCCAUGGCAGGGGUCCUCCACCAGAAGAGAUCAAAGACAUGGCAGACAAGAAAUUCCUGGACCCAUUAGAAAUCAUGUGGCAAAUGCUGAAGGAACGUCUGCAGAGAAGGCAAGAAAUCAAAGGAGAGCCUGCGGAGAAAGAAGCAUUUCCCGGAGGAAGCAGUGGCUCCAUGCCAGCCUCAGCUCCAGGAAGGGAGGCCAUGCCAGGCACAGGCACAGGAGAUGAGGUUGCUGGAAAGGCGUCUCCAUUACCUUGGAUGAAUAAAGUUUUGAAGCCCUUGGAGCCUCCUGCAGAUGUGUCUCCAGGGAGGACUUCUCCAGCUCCUACCUUGGAUGCUGCACAUAAGUCCAGCUCCCAUGGCAGGGGUUCUCCAACAGGGAAGAUCCUAAACACAACAGAUAAGAUCUCCCUGGAACCAUCUAAACUGAUGAGGAAAGAGCUGAAGGAAGCCCUGCAGACAAGAGAAGAGAUGGACAUAGUGCUUCAGUGGAAGGUGGCAUUUCUUGAAGGAAGCACUCCAUCUUCGGUGCCAGCCCCUGCUGCAGGAAGGAAGGCAAUGCCAGACACGGGCACAGGCACAGCAGACUGGGAUGCUGGGACGGUUCCUCCAUUAGCCUGGCGCUCUGAAGUUGUGAAGCCCUCUGAGCAUUCUGCAGGCGUGUCUGCAGGGACGACCUCACCAACUCCUACCUUGGAUGCUGCACAAAAAGCCAGCUCCCAUGGCAGGGGUCCUCCGACAGGAGAGACCAAAGACAUGGCAGGCAAGAAAUUCCAGGACCCAUUAGAAGUCAUGUGGCAAAUGCUGAAGGAAUGUCUGCAGAGAAGGCAAGAAAUGAAAGGAGAGCCUGUGCAGAAGGAAGCAUUUCCCGGAGGAAGCAGUGGUUCCGUGCCAGCCUCUGCUGAAGGAAGAGAGGCCAUGCCAGGCACAGGCACAGGAGCUGAACCUGCUGGUGAAGGCCCCACAUCCAGGACUGAGGCUCUGGGAGAUGCUGAGGGUGUGUCUGCAGGAAGGACUUCUCAAGCUCCAGGGCUGGAUGCUUGGCCCCAACCCAGCUCCCAUGGCAGGGGUCCUCCAAAAGGGAAGACCCAAGAUACUGCAGCUAAAAAGUCUCAUGAAGCAGAUGAAUUUCUGACAGAAACACAGAAGGAAGCACCCGGAGGACAAGUGAUGGACCAAAAGGCUGUUCAGGAGGAGGAACACUCAGGGAGAAGCAGUGGCUCAUUGGUAGCCCUAGCUGCAGGAAGGAAGGUGAUGCCAGACACGGGCACAGGCACAGCAGAUGCAGCCGGCACCACAAGACCUGUUCCCAAUGCCCAGGAUGGCCUCGGAAGGGGUUUCUGUCAGGGAACCGGCUGCUGGCUAGGGUUUCUGGCAGGCAUGCUUUAUUUGGAGCUUGUCUUCAUGUUGUUCUGCAUUGGAAUCUGGUAUUCCUGGAACAGAAAACAGAGCACCUCAGGACAGGAGUUGGAAGACGGUGGCUGCACCUCACAGCCAGACAGCGUGAGCAGCUCCUCCAGCAGCAGGAACGGCCUGGACAGCCCUCUCAAGUGUUCUGUGAAGAGGACCCCAGAACAACCAACUAUGAGGGAACCUCCUUUUACCCCAUAGAUCCCACUGCCACCUGCUCUCCCCAUGGGCCUCCCCAAGCUGCCUUCAUCCCUUUUUUUAUCUUUGUCUGUCCCAUCCCAGCCAACUCGAGUACCUCUAGGGACCCCAGGAUCAGCCCAGCACCCUCCAGCCCUUCCUGAGACCAACACAUCCCUCCCUCUGCCUCUGAGACCCCUGGCCUUGCCCUCUAGGAUUCACUGAAGGUGACACCCCACACCC